Molecule: messenger RNA, 814 nt
Organism: Eucalyptus grandis
Lineage: Eukaryota; Viridiplantae; Streptophyta; Magnoliopsida; Myrtales; Myrtaceae
Product: putative cysteine-rich receptor-like protein kinase 9
Exons: 3
Coding region: 296-814 (172 amino acids)
Source: RefSeq, a predicted model, not a curated record
ACAUGAGCUCUACCUUCACCAUCUCCCUCCCUCUCCUCUUCUCCAUCAAUUUGCUCAUCGGCAUCUCUCACAUCAGUGAAGCGGCACCUAAUUUUAUCGACAACUAUUGCCCUAACACCAAACCCUUCCUUCCUAAUUCCACCUACCAAAAUAGCCUCAAUGAACUCCUCCCAUCACUUUCCUCCGCUGCCGAUUCCGCCAGCAACAACAUCAGCAGCAGUGGCCACCGCUGGCGAAUACCCACCUGACCAGACCUACGGAUCUUCCUCUGCCGUGGUGACAUCGACGCCCCGACAUGCAGCAACUGCGUAGCCAAGGCAGCCCAAGAUAUUGGCCGGCGAUGCCCUGGCAAAAGAAUCUCCAUCAUCUGGGGAACGGUUGGAACGUCACAGAGGACCCAUCUCGGUUCUUUCAACUCCUGAAUGAAACCAUGGACGAUGUACUGCGGAGGGCCCCGAGCAGUGGAUCAGGGAAGAAAGUGGCCGCCGCAGAGGCUGAGCUCGUGGGCUCGCAACGGCUGUACACGCUCGCGGAGUGCACGCCCGAUUUGACCGCAUCGGACUGCGGCACAUGCCUUCGGUCGGCGAUAGCUCGUCUCCCUCCGGAAACGCCAGGAGGAAAGGUAUUUACUCCGAGCUGCAACGUGAGGUUUGAGGUCUACUCCUUUUACGACCCCGACUUGGUGACUGUGGUGACGGUGGCAGCGCCACCACCGGUCCGGCUUCUUUCUCCUCCUGCUCAGGUGACUGCACCUGAAGGUACCUGGUUUUGUUUUCUCUGGCUUUUUAUUAUUAUUUCCCACUCUGUCCCCUGA